AUGGAGAUUCACGGAAUAUUGAAAACACCCGUCGAGAUUCGCAGCGCUAUCCUGCGUCAAUUACCGAGAGUUGAAGACAUUUUCUCUGCCAUCCAAAGCAAUAGGUCACUAUACGAGGCACUUGGAGAAGACAAAACCACCGUUUCUCAUGUACUCCACAAGCAAAUAGAUGCCAAACUCCUGCCGUACGCUGCAGCCUUUCUUGAGCUCGACAAAACCUUUCGCAUUACGCGUCAUCAUAAAGAUGUGAUCAUCGAGAAUUACUUUUCUCUCACCUCCUCACAAGCUAGUAAAAAGCUAGAACAGAUAAAUCUUCGUGAGGCCCGGCAUGUCAUGGAUCUUCACAAGACAGUUCAAAGGCUCGCGACGGAAUAUUCGGCUCAGGCACAGGCUCUACUCCAGAAUGAGAAGCUUUUCAAGACUUCAAUGCUCUCAUUCACCCCUUCGGAGAUCUAUCGUAUAGAGCGUAGCUUCUAUACCCUUGAACUUUAUGGUUCACUAUUUGGACAAUCGCGCUCUCGGUUGUCGCGUGAUGAUCAGAUCAAUCUGUUUUUCAAACGAUUUGCGCCUUGGGAGAAUGAACAACUUGCCUGUGUUCAUGAUUUUCUUCUUGAUGAAUUGAAGCCCGCCUUCAAUGAAGUAGCCGCUCAUGACAUUAAAUUUGGUGAGCUUUCUAUUCCGUGGGUCAAGUAUGAGAGCUCCUGGAUACAAGGCUACCUCUCACUAGGGGUCAAAUACCUCGGAAAAGUGAUAACAGCUUCCACCUACGAAGAGCGACAUCGUCUACUAGACGAAAAGCUUCUACUUGCUGACAACACACCGGUCCUGGACGAGUGCCUCCUCGACUCGAAUGAUCUCUAUUUUGGAGGAGAAACGGAUGAACUCGAUGAUCACGCUAUGCGAAAAUUACGUCAAUUACCAAGCCCAUAUACCGCAUGCGACCCUGACACCGGCCCAGCAGACAUAUGGUUCCAAGCCCACGAGGGAGAUGACAGCACCCAAUACGUGUCGGCUGAGCCUCAUCGGGCUAGUCGGAAAAUUGGGUACGUGAUGAUGGAUCUUUCGCGUAAACAGGAUAUGGCUAGCUUUGACGGUCCUCAGAAGUCUAUUGAGUGGGAUAAAUAUGAUGAUGAGAACUAUCAUGAGGAAUAUGCACGACAGCUGAAAUCAUUUGAGAUAAGAUCAGAUAUCUAUCUUAGAGGUGGAAGAGGCUGGUGGAGCGAGGGUGAUACUACUAGGAUUCAAUGGCAUGACCCAUCAAGCCUCUAG
Molecule: messenger RNA, 1269 nt
Organism: Penicillium pulvis
Lineage: Eukaryota; Fungi; Ascomycota; Eurotiomycetes; Eurotiales; Aspergillaceae
Exons: 3
Coding region: 1-1269 (422 amino acids)
Source: RefSeq, a predicted model, not a curated record